Nerophis ophidion (straightnose pipefish) is the source of this 1707-nucleotide messenger RNA. Its product is annotated as sorting nexin-16-like. Gene Ontology annotation, cellular component: extrinsic component of endosome membrane; early endosome; late endosome. Gene Ontology annotation, biological process: protein targeting to lysosome; endosome to lysosome transport; early endosome to late endosome transport. Gene Ontology annotation, molecular function: phosphatidylinositol binding. Bases 1102 to 1707 code for a protein of 201 amino acids. The record is from RefSeq and is a predicted model, not a curated record. NCBI's taxonomy places the organism in Eukaryota, Metazoa, Chordata, Actinopteri, Syngnathiformes, Syngnathidae. The transcript is spliced from 5 exons.
UUGUAUUUACUUCCUGUUCAGUGCUCUUAUUUUGUUGUAUUUCGUGUUUUAUUCACGGAGCACUGUUUUUCUCUUUUCGUUGAUUGGCAGCGGUUCACACCUGUUGUCAAUCACACUAGUGUCUAUUUAUGUUUCACUCGAGCACUCCUCAGUGCUAGAUGAUAAUAUUAUGUUGAGAACGUUUAUCUGCACGACUGCUUUAUGUUUGCUUUUUGUUAUUUUCUUAUGAGUAUUAAAUAUUCUUACCUUCAUUGUACUCACCCUGGAUUCCUGCAUACUCGGGGACACACAACAGCAGACAUGCGAGUUCCUAACAUGUUGUCUGUCUAUCUGGGUUAGCCCUGCGAUGAGGUGGCGACUUGUCCAGGGUGUACCCCGCCUUCCACCCGAUUGUAGCUGAGAUAGGCGCCAGCUCCCCCCGCCACCCCAAAAGGGAAUAAGUGGAAGAAAAUGAAUGGAUGGAAUGGAUACACUAAAUUCUGAGGUGAAAUUAUCGAAACUCACCAUAUUUUUUUGACAUUUUAGUUUUUAAAUUUGGGUGCCAAACGUAACUGCGAUGUGGCCCCCAGUGAAAAUGACUUUGACAAAUCUGCACCACACAGUUUUAACAGUUACAGUGCUAAAUUAUUUAAAAAAAAAAAGAAUGAUUUUAGCUUUUGUGUAAUAGUUUACAAAAAAAAUUGUUGUUAGUGUUAUAUCUAAUAUUUUCAACCCGAGGGUCCCUGGUUCAAAUCCCACCUAGUACCAACCUCGUCACGUCCGUUGUGUCCUGAGCAAGACACUUCACCCUUGCUCCUGAUGGGUGCUGGUUGGCGCCUUGCAUGGCAGCUCCCUCCAUCAGUGUGUGAAUGUGUGUGUGAAUGGGUAAAUGUAGAAGUAGUGUCAAAGCGCUUUGAGUACCUUGAAGGUAGAAAAGUGCUAUACAAGUACAACCCAUUUAUCAUUUAUAUAAAAAGUGUCCCCCAGGGCUGUACUUUGGACACCUGGACGGGAACACCUGAGAAGCACACAGUGUUGACAAAUCAUUAACUGCUGCUUACAUGCACUAUAUUCCACACAACCUGCCUUGUGGUUCUGGUGAUCCAAAUAGGAAUAGUUAGUAUGAGUAGAGCGGUCCGGGCUUGUGAACUCCCGCCAGCACUCCCACGGACGAUCGUCAACGUUGAUUCAGGUCAGAGUUUUCCCUCCGUUCAUUUUGACGUCUCGUCUGCCAAGUGUGAGCUCUCAUCUUAUCAGAGAGAGGAAGGACCCUGUGGUGAUCCAACGCCUGAUGACGCCAAUGAUAGCAAUGUGAAGGGAGGUUCAUCGCCACUGCCCUUCACCUUAACACUGCAGGGCCAUGAGACCCUUGAAGAGAGGUCGAAGUUUACGGUUUACAAGAUUCUAGUCAGUGGAAGUCAAGGCGACAGCUGGAUUAUCUUUCGAAGAUAUACAGACUUCUGCAGGCUUCAAAGCAAGCUUAAGGAUUUGUUUCCUAGUGGCCACUUAGUUCUUCCGCCGAAGCGUUGGUUUAAAGACAACUAUGAUGAAGAGUUUCUGGCAGAGAGGCAAAUUGCUCUGCAAAAAUUUCUGCACAACCUGACGCACCACAAACAUAUCAUUAGCAGUGAUGCGGUCAGGCAGUUUCUGUGUAUGACUGACCCACCAGGCCCAUUUGACAGUGUGGAAGAAAGCAGGUGUGUCAAGCAGGUGGGCGGAGCGUACUGA